Molecule: messenger RNA, 622 nt
Organism: Symsagittifera roscoffensis
Lineage: Eukaryota; Metazoa; Xenacoelomorpha; Acoela; Convolutidae
Exons: 5
Coding region: 177-590 (137 amino acids)
Source: RefSeq, a predicted model, not a curated record
UGUUUGUUAUUUCUCGCUUAAUUUCAAGAAACCCAGUUUGUCUCCGAAACUUCCGAAAAAUAUCCAGCGACUGGAGUUUUAAACAUGAAACUUCGGAACAUACUGUGCCGAAUAAAGAACAGAAGAAACAUCAACUAGUAUACGUACUUGAGGACAGACAUCGAUUCUAUUCAAGAAUGGAUAUGUUUCUUUCUUGCUUUUGUCCUGCUGGGUUAACAUUUACAACGCUUAUUGUUGCGUUUCAAAUUCCGAGAGCGGAUCUUCUUCAAAUAUCACUUGUGUUUUCACUUUUGGGGUUUAUUAACUACUUACAUAGUGCUAGAAAGCACUAUCGAACAAUCGCCCGACUAGAGUUCAGCAGAGACGAACAGAAAUACUACAUGUGGUUAAACAAAGAGAUCAGGUCAAAGGCAAUUGCGCAAGUCGCUCCUUUCUCGGCUGAAGACACUGUAUUUGACAGCUCAGUUUUCCAAUUUUCAAUGCCGCGAUACCUCAAAGUCAAAGGGCGCAUGGGCAAAUACCAUUUCCACCCACGUGGUAUAUUCGACUCAAAAUUUCUAGCUUCUUGGACUAAGAGCAGCCGGAAGUAAAUCUUUCUGAACCAGCAAUUGUACAUUUGAAA